This is a messenger RNA of Copidosoma floridanum, 714 nucleotides long. RefSeq lists its product as uncharacterized. Lineage: Eukaryota; Metazoa; Arthropoda; Insecta; Hymenoptera; Encyrtidae. The record is from RefSeq and is a predicted model, not a curated record.
AUGGACGGCACAGGCAAACUGAAAGUUCUCCUGAUCUUGGGAUUGCUGACGCUCGCGCGAGCGGAGGCGGAGGAGAAGAAGCAGGAGGCCGAGCCCGCGACGGCCGAGUCGGCUCCAGUUGAGAAAAAAUCGGAGGAAAAGUCGAAGCGCGGCCUGGAAUUCAGCCUCGGCGAUCACCUGGGCUUCGGCGAACUGGGCGGCUUCCACGACUUUGGCCACGUUCCCCUUUACCAUCACGAUCACCACCACGUCAAGACCGUCACGUUUACCAAACACGUUCCGGCGCCCUACCCCGUCUACCACGAGAAACACGUUGGAGUUCCAGUCAAGGUACCGAUCAAAGUGCCGGUCGAUAGGCCAUAUCCAGUACCAGUGCCAGCACCCUACCCUGUCGUUCACGUUAAGCAUGUGCCAGUAAUCCACGAGAAGCCAGUACCAGUGCCCGUGCACGUCCCGGUCCAUGUCCCGGUAAAGGUCCCAUACGAAGUUAAGGUGCCCGUGAAAGAAGUAGUCGAAGUCCCACGGCCGUAUCCAGUAAAACAAAUCGUUAAGGAACCAUACCCGGUGUACAUCAAGCACCACGAGCAUCACGGGUACGACCACGGAUACGGGCAUCACUUUUAAAUCAACGCUUCUCUGAAAAUUGUACAUUUACCCUCAGUUGCAACGAUAAUCUUUCCUCCAAGAAAUGCGACGAUCUCACGAAUGACGCAU